CCAACCAUAAUGCAUGCAGUACGGUUAAUUUGUACACGAAGAGGCUAGCUACACUGUAUGAAAAAUAAAACACAUAAAUUGGUUGCUGCAACGUUUUUUCGAUGGCGACAGUAGAACCCAAACUCAUCCUUUUAUUUAGCGGGAAACGCAAAUCUGGAAAAGAUUACGUGACGGAUUUGAUUCACCAAAGACUAGGUCCAGAUGUAUGCUGUAUCUUGCGUCUCUCGGGUCCUCUUAAACAGCAAUACGCACAGGACCAUGGAUUGGACUUUGAGGAGCUGUUGGGAGCAGGUGAGUACAAGGAGAAGUACCGUGCUGACAUGAUCCAGUGGGGUGAGAAGCAGAGGGAGAAGGACCCAGGGUUCUUCUGUCGUGUGGCCAUCAAGGAGGCCCAGCAGCCUAUCUGGAUUGUGAGUGAUACGCGGCGUCUGUCAGACCUGCAGUGGUUCUGGAGGGAGUAUCCUAGUCAGUCUCGCUGUGUUCGGGUGGAGGCCUCAGAAGAGACACGGAGGGAGAGGGGCUGGGAGUUCACAACAGGAAUAGAUGAUGCAGAGUCUGAAUGUGGGCUCGACCAAGGAGUGGAUUUUGAUUGGAUAAUCAAAAAUGAGGGCGAUGGAUCCCAACUGGAGGAGCAGCUUGCUACUGGGUUGCUCUCAAUAGCCAAAGAAAAGGUGAAAGAAGACUGAAUUAGAGGGGCCAUUACACAGCUGUAGGAACUUGCUGAAGGCUCUUAUUGUUGGAAAGUGUAGUUGGGUAUACAUUACACUAUUUUCUGUGAAAAUCCUAGAACAUCUUUGUCACACUGAGGAGCAGCAGAAAGUGGGAAUAUGUAGUAUUUAUUUCUCUACAGUGUUCUGUACUAUCAACUAAGUAGCAGGGCAAGAAUACUAAAAUCUGAUCAAAAACCCAAACAUGAACGGUGUGUAUAUUAGCACUGACCGAUAUGAAUUUACAUGGAUCACACACACAACUGCCAAAAUUAAACACUUGAGAAAAUAAAGGAUACAAAGUAUAUUGAAAGCUGGUGCUUCCACACGGGUGUGGUUUGAGUUAAUUAAGCAAUUAAAACAUCCCAUCAUGCUUAGGGUGAUGUAUAAAAAUGCCCAGUAGCUCAUUAUUUUGGCUACCAUGGCUCGAAGAGAUGUGACUCUCACAUUCAUCCAAUAAAGUUCAACUUUAACAGCUGCCAAGGUGCAUUAACUUUUCUGGUGCCCUUCUGAUGUACUUGAGUUUCCUUUAUUUUGGUGUUUACCUGUACUUAGUGAUGUCCUCCAUGCAGGAGGCAAAUGUCAUCAAGACCAAAUGUGCAGAUGACUUGUACUUGUAUAAGUGUCAUUGUGCCAUUUCUUUUGAAAAUGUCUUAGAUUGUAAAAUAGGCUACUAGAAAAUAAGUUUAAAUAGCUAGAAGAUUACCUGGAAACCUGGAAGGUGCACAUAUGUUGAGCCAUGGUAAAAUUAGCACAAUACUGCAUUACACACCCAUUCAACAGGAUUAAAUGUACUAGACACAGACAUGAUCAAUGUUCUAAUAGCAGGGUUAGUGUUAGUUCGUAAAACAUUUUAAAGUAGACGCGAGGGAAUCAAUGGUUUGAAUCACAUUUUGAAAGAACAACUCCAUAGCACUCAAUUUCUAAAUUAAGAGUUUAUUGGAGUCGUCAAACUGAAGAAAAUAAAUGGGGGGAAAAUAUUUUGGAAUGUCAAUACAAAUCGUGGUUCUUUAUUUUAUUUUUUAAAUGGUGUCCAUUUGUGUGUCAUUACUACAAUGAAAACAUUACUGGUAACACAAUGUUUACACCCUUGGCGUCGAGUGAAAAUUUCCAGUUAAACUUGAUGCAAUAUUUUACUUUUUAUUUCUUUAAAUUUUACAAGGUUUGCAGUUCACUUCAUUUGCAGAAAAAAAAAGUUUAGCCUAUGCUGAUAAGUUUAGAUAAUACCCUUGUGUCCCUUCUCCCUAUUCAUUGGCCCCUAUGCUUCCAUUUUGGCAGUGGAAUGCGUAGUGAUUAGCUGAUCACUCCCCUCCCCCACAUCUUAUCGGGAAAAAUAACAAUUAGUUUAGAGGACUACGGCUGCAAUUGGCUAGAAUAUCUGCAUUCAAUUCUGUCUGAAGCUAUACGACAUUUAUCCCUUCAAUGACCUACAACCCAUUCACAAUUACAUUUCCUGAUCUUGAAGGGGGAAGUUAACUGGGGGGCAUUCAGUUUACAGUAACUUGUGACAUUGGCCCUUUGGAAAAUGACUCCAGAUAAAAACAAAAAUACAAAUGUCAUGCAACAAAACACUUCUCCCUUAUAAGAAAUAAACAUGUCACUUCCCAGCCCUUACUUGUAAAUUAACACAAAAUACUUGACAAAAGGUAGCAUAGUUGUGGACCCUCUGGGCAUUGGCACAGUAGAAAAGCAGUGCUUGUGUAAGGAUGUUCCAGCAGAAGGUGAGUGGUUAGAGGGGGACAAGAGUUUGAGGCGAGAUGUUGGUAGGGCAAGUGGUUCAGAUGGGGAUAACAGAGGGAGAGUUGAUGAUCAAAAUGGUGGUCCCAUUCCAAAAGGGAGACAUGAUUAGGUAAGAGUUAUUACCCUCACCACCUUCAUAUGUGUCCCAGUGGACACCAAAUAUCCCCGUAACAAGGGUUAUCAGAAAGAGAGAAAAGCCUCAAUGUAUUUAAAACGCUUACGGCUAAAACAGCUAGCAGCCAAAGAAAGAUCAUAGGGAUGGCCUCAAAACACAAAUCACACACCUAAGCUGGAAUGUGAAUAUUAGAAACCUGUGAGACACUUAAGAUGUGGGUGCUUGAGUAAAUGUUGCCCUUUUAAGACUAAAAGAAAGCUAUGAAGAGGCUAUAAAAGGGAGGGGAGGUGCUCAUCCGGAGAGCAUCCUCAGAUACUGGGGUGGAAUGUGGGAGGGGCGGUCAGCCAUUUUGGUCUACUGGGGAGAAACAUUUGGCUAGGUGUGGACUGAAGAAAGUGCUACCUUCACCAAAAACAAUGAACAUCCCCCCCACGCUAAACAGUCAGCCAGCACAGACAGAGAGACAGGGCCAGAGGUGAGGGGGUGGAGCAGUAAGAGUUGGUGGAAGGGCCAGUAGCCACUCAGAAGCUGUUGAGGUCUUCCAGGGUCUUGUCCAGGGUGGCGUGGAUGUUGACAUUCUCCUCCUUGGCGUUGGCUAGCGCAUCUGUAAAUCACACAAAGAAAGAAUGAAUGUAAGAUAAGGGUCCUCCUGGUGGUGAGAUGAGGAUGUAGGAGACAAGACAUUGAGAUGUUAAAGUGGUGUUUGAGUUUACUAAGAGGUCUACUACACUAUAGUGGAGCAACGCCAAGGGCUAAACCAUGUCAAUCCACAUGACAAAACCUCCUGAUAGUGUCAAAUCAAUACAUGACUACUUUGAAAACAAUAAAUCACAUGCAUUUAAAAAACUCAAGGAAUGAGUCAGCUAUAGCUGACAGAAGUAGUAAGACAUCCAUUUCUACAACUCCAAAAGAUGGUAUAGCACCCUGGUCAGAUGUUGAAGUUGGAGAUCCCCCUUAAUACCAGGGGUCAACAAAUAUCAGAAAGCACUUCCUGGUAAUUCUAGCAGUACCUCAAAAGGGGAACUUACACCAAACCAUAACAUUUGAAAACAACUUCUCUAUAUAGUGACAGAACCAAAUAUGUAAGCCUUAAUCUGUAAAACAAAACCCGGGGUGACUAAGGUAAAUUCUAUGACAUAGCUUCAUAAUUCACAAGGUCUCCAUAGAGCAAAGAGAGCCGUGUUGUAUGCUAUACAUUAUGGAGGUUUGGUAUCACCAGAGAAUAAUUCCCUAUUUAACUACAGUAUAAGUCACCUUGAAAACGAACACAGCCCGAGCUACUGCAUGGCCUUAUUUAGCUCUGACAGAGAGAGAGAUCAUGGCAGAAAACAAGAUCUACUCACAUUAACGUUAGAACAUUUCAUUAAAAAGGUCUGACCUGUCAGCUACAUUUACAAUUUAGGCCUUUAGCAGACACCUUUAUCCAGAGCGACCUACAUUCAACUUCAAAAUCAAAGUAUUUACUUCAGCACAUUUCAGGACUUGGAAUGCAACGCAAUGUGCUUUACAGAAGAAAUAUAUAUAUAAAAGCUGAAAUAUUUACUACAUAAAAAAUUUAAAAUUAAAAGACAAACUCAACUAAAAAGCAACCUAAAGGAAAAGCUAAAAUAGUGUUAAAGAUGUGAGGGAAAAAUAUAUUCACCUUAUUUGUUGGCUAUGUAACAAUUGUUUACUUAACGAUCAGUAAGAUAUGUCCUGCUAAUGCUCUAGCACCCUGUAGCUAGUCUGGGUGUUGAGGACAUGGGUUCUACUAGAGAUAGCUUGAAGCUGACAAUUAACUUGGUGAUAACCUAAAAGCUAGCAUUCUAUAGACAAGAUGUGGUGUGUGUGACAAGAGAGAGUGCGAGAGAGAGAGAGAGAGAGAGAGAGAGAGAACGAGAGCCUGGAAGUUAACAAUGCCUCAGUUGCCAGGAAGAUGUGACAAAGUAAAAUACCAUCCUGUGUAGAUAACCAAGGUGGCUUAUGGGAAGGUUAGAAGUGACUGACUAAGCAAUCUUGGUAUCAGCUAUAUAAAAAACUGCAACGUCUGUAAAGGCUAGACUCUCAGCCUUUACAGUCAGUCAAGACUGGUGGGCUGACGGUCUCACUGCAAUAAUUAAAUAAAAGAUGAUUGUUUGACGACAUGA
Messenger RNA from Oncorhynchus keta (chum salmon), 4688 nucleotides. It is a transcript of the gene pmvk, whose product is annotated as phosphomevalonate kinase. The record is from RefSeq and is a predicted model, not a curated record. The coding region runs from base 102 to 686 and encodes 194 amino acids. Gene Ontology annotation, cellular component: cytoplasm. The transcript has 5 exons. Gene Ontology annotation, molecular function: phosphomevalonate kinase activity. Gene Ontology annotation, biological process: isopentenyl diphosphate biosynthetic process, mevalonate pathway; cholesterol biosynthetic process. NCBI's taxonomy places the organism in Eukaryota, Metazoa, Chordata, Actinopteri, Salmoniformes, Salmonidae.